CAGACAGCAACAGCUUCACAGCAUCAACUGCAGACUCUUCACUCUUAACUUCGGGUUCACUUCAGAGAAGGAAAUUCACACUUGAUUAAUUCCGUUCAUCAUCAUGUUGAGUUGGCUUUUCGGGUCUCGCAAUCCUCCAUCACCUCCAGCACCUUCUCCAUCACCUCCAUCUCCCAUUUCUCGGGAUCCAUGGAGAAAGAUCCGAUUUGAUGACAGAGCCCGCCGUGAGUUUGUUCAGAACUAUCAGCCAAGACAACAAGGCCGACAUCUCAGAGUUCUGCUCCAUGGACCACCAGGCUCUGGGAAAUCCAGCUUCAUCAACUCUAUUGACAGCGCUCUGCGAGGCAAAAUUACAACUCGAGCGCUGGCAGCCACGACCUAUGAUCACAGCUUUACUAAAAAGUACAAAAGUUAUAAAAUUGAGAAAAAAGAUCCUGGAAGCUUUUAUCCCUUCAUCUUUAAUGACACCAUGGGCAUUGAGAAGGACGUCAAAGGAAGGGUAAAUAUUGAAGAGCUCAAACUGAUCUUGAAAGGAAACGUGAGAGAAGGAUACAAGUUCAACCCUGUUUCUUCCCUGUCUGAGAGUGACCCCUCCUACAACAAUACACCAACUAUGGAUGAUAAAGUUAGUGUUCUGGUUUGUGUUGUUCCUGCCAACACACAAAUGGAUGAUGAAGUAAUUCAGAAGAUACGGGAUGUCAGAGAUGCAGCCAGUGAGUUAGAGAUCCCACAAAUUGCUGUUCUCACCAAAAUCGAUGAAGCCUGUCCUGAAGUCAACAAAGAUGUGAAGAAUGUCUACAAGAGCAAGUACAUCAAAAAGCAGAUGGAAGCAGUGAGUGCUGUGCUGGGAAUUCCACUGAACUGCAUCUUCCCAGUGAAGAACUACAGCUCAGAAAUCGAAACAGACAUUGAGAUGGAUUCAGUGAUACUGAGCGCAAUGAGAAAGAUCAUUGACUACGGAGAUGACUUCCUGAAUGACCAGUCUGCUUCAGAUGACAAUUGCACUUAGGAAAUCACCCUCAAUCACAACAUGGAACA
Messenger RNA from Salarias fasciatus (jewelled blenny), 1038 nucleotides. RefSeq names its product interferon-induced protein 44-like. The transcript has 8 exons. The record is from RefSeq and is a predicted model, not a curated record. Bases 104 to 1009 code for a protein of 301 amino acids. NCBI's taxonomy places the organism in Eukaryota, Metazoa, Chordata, Actinopteri, Blenniiformes, Blenniidae. Gene Ontology annotation, biological process: immune response. Gene Ontology annotation, molecular function: GTP binding.